This is a messenger RNA of Labrus bergylta (ballan wrasse), 4473 nucleotides long. RefSeq names its product zinc finger protein 821 (gene znf821). Gene Ontology annotation, molecular function: DNA-binding transcription activator activity, RNA polymerase II-specific; RNA polymerase II cis-regulatory region sequence-specific DNA binding. Gene Ontology annotation, biological process: regulation of transcription by RNA polymerase II. The record is from RefSeq and is a predicted model, not a curated record. Gene Ontology annotation, cellular component: nucleus. Lineage: Eukaryota; Metazoa; Chordata; Actinopteri; Labriformes; Labridae.
GUUUUGAUCCCAUUCAUUUUCUUGUUCUUAUUUCGCUCAUCAUCUAUCCCCUCAGUGCGGAAAACACCUGGGCUGGUCUCAGGGUAACCGUGCAGGAUUAGGAGGAGAUUCCUGUUUGUUUUUUUUAACCGGGAGUGGACAAUAAUAUGUCAAGGCGAAAACAGACCAACCCCUUCAAAGUUAACUGGCCAUUCCACACUUUAGGCAUCACAGGAAUACAGCACACUAUUAAUAUGGACGGCAGGGACGAAUUCACCGAAGACAGUGAAUGCUGCAGCAACAACUCCCAGGAAAUCCAAGAGCAGGAUAGCAUCUCAGACAGCGAUAGUGACCCUGACAUCCACGGAGAAGAUUCAUCCUCCAACUGCUCGGCUGACGACCACAUGACCACCAAGAGAUCACAGUGCCGUCUGCUAGGAGAGGGAGUCAAAGAGGAGAGCGAGGAAGGGGCAGAACACAACUAUAUUUGUCCUCUCUGCCCGCUGGAUUUCAGCAGCCCUGAAAAGCUCAUCUCUCAUGUCUACCAGCACACGGCUAUGAUGAGCAACACCAAGAGCUAUGUGUGCCCAGUGUGUGGGCGAGCCCUGAGUUCGCCUGGCUCGCUUGGGCGGCAUCUUCUCAUCCACUCUGAGGACCGCCUCUCAAACUGCGCUGUCUGCGGCGCACGCUUCACAGACACAAACAACUUUAACAGGGAGAAGCUUAAAGAUGUCCUCGACACAAACAGAAUGGAUGUCAGCAGUGGGAGGGACAGCUGUUCCCUGACUCAUUCCCUCUCCAGCAGCCCUAUUGCCAGCCCCGGCUCUGGCUCCUGCUCCUGCCAUGGACCUGGCCCCAGCUCCUGCCAGGGCACACACCCUUGUCAAGCACCUGACCUCAACCCACACCUCUGUCAAGCCCACCGUACCUGCCAGGGACCCAGCCACAUCUCAAGCCAGUGUCAAGGCCUGCAACCAUGUCAUGGCCCGGGAUCUGGACCAUGCUCAGGGGCAGGAACAUGCACAGGUUCUGACCAAGGACCUUCCUUUCCCUCACUACCCGACAGUCUCCUCUCUGAUGGGCCCUCACUUGCAUCAAUACCUGACGCUCUAAACUCUUCCUCAAGCCUUCCUCCUAUCCCUGACAUCCUAAGCCCCAUGCCGGUGUAUCCUGCUGGCGUGCUGCUGGUGUGCAAUAGCUGCGUGGCAUACCAGCAGCUGGUGGACGCCCAGUCACCGAUGAGAAAAUGGGCACUGCGCAGGAAGAACGAACCAGUGGAGGCCCGUAUGCAGCGCCUGGAGCGUGAGCGCACGGCUAAGAAGAACAAGCGGGCGUGCGAGACGGACGAGGAGAGGGAGAUAAGGAGGCUGCGAGACAGAGAGGCUAAGCGCAUGCAGAGAAUGCAGGAGUCAGAGGAGCAGCGGGCACGCAGACUGCAGAGAGACAGGGAAGCCAUGCGGAUGAAGAGGGCCAACGAGACACCUGAGAAGAGGCAGGCCAGGCUCAUCCGCGAGAGAGAGGCGAAGAGGAUCAAGCGACGUCUGGAGAAGAUCGACCCGGCUCUGAGGACACAGAUAGAGCAUGAUCCUGCUGCGAUGGCGGCCCUCACAGCAGACAUGAGCCUCUUUCAGUUCCCCUGUCCCAUGCCUGUCCCUUCCAUUGAUAACGGCCUCUUCAUGAAGCUGCCCUAAGUGGACCAGGAGCAUUCUGGCUUCUCGCAGCAUCUUUAACCUCUGCACUAUGCCACCAGUCUGCUAUGUACACUGAGAACCAUUCCUGGCCUCCUCACUUCCAGCCUCCUCGGUGUCCAUCAGCGUCACACUCAAACUGCUUUGUACAGCAAAAACUGCGUCAAUUUCUAAUUUAUUACAGUCUAGAAAACCUUGGGAACAGGGUUAAGAAUGUUUCAUGUUGUAUGGCUGAUGACAUAAUCGCAUGUUGUAAAGAGAUUUAUCAGUCCUUCAGUGGGCUAGCAGAUUUUAACACAGUUCAUUCUAAUAGGGGCAGUUUUACUUCCUAUGAGGAAAAACAAACCUUUUUGCACAUUGACCUUCAGUGACAGAAGCGGGGAGGGGGGGGGGGACUCUGUAGCCACAGCCCACCCACCGCCCAUACUUUCUGGUCUACUCCUCCAGCCCAGUGACCCGAGUUUACUGUACUGGUAGCUACACCUCUCUCUUCAAGCUGCCUCCGUGGGUCCCUGGGAAAUUCAUAUUCACUCAAACUACCUCAGCCGGCGUCGUGGUGGCGCCAUCUGUCUUUGUGGCUUACUGCGUUCACACUCCAGGCUUCCAAAGCUCUCUACAAACUGUACACUCCUACAGAGGAUGCGUUCACAUUUAUCACUCAGGCACUUUCAGAGGACACAAACAUUCAAGGGAGCUUCUGGUAUAUCAACACCAGUUCCAGUUUAUCUCCCAGGUUUUAUUUCUGACCUCUGAAUGUUUUGGUCCUGUUGAAUGCGCCUGAUGUUAAGCAACAUUCCCCCUCACCUCCCGAGUUGUACAACUUAAUGCAUUCAACAUUUUGACAUUCUCUUUGCCAAUAUCUGAAAUGUUUCUUUAUCCGACAUUGUUACACUCCGAAUAUUUUGCCAAUGUCAUUUCUGCUUUUGUUUUGACUUUGUGUUAUAGAGCAUUUCUCUGGCUCAUAAACAAAGUCUGUGCUGCUGGUUAUUGUACUGUACAAUACAUGAGUUACCUCUUACUAUGUUUUGGGCUCAUCAACAGGAACAUUGUACUCAAAUGCUCAUUAAGUGGUUACAAUGACAGUUCCUAGUGUGUUACUUGUUGACAACAGAAUUUGUCACAUUACUUGAAUUCUGCCCACAGAAAAACAAUUUCCUCAUUAGAAGUUAAGCAUCAGAUCGUGGGUUUUUAUUGUUAUAUAGAGGCUCAUAUACAGAUGCAAUUUGUGUAGCAUUAAAAUGGUUAUUAAAGCUGCAGUACCUUAAGUUAAUGCAACCUGAACCAUUUAAACUGGGGUUUGAUAUAUAAAUUAUCCGUCAGCAUAAUUGGUGGAAGAUAUUUAUUUAUUCAUAUAAUAGAGGAACUCAUUUUACAAAAGUUUUAUUUCCCCAUGUGUUACUAGGCACAGGGGCUAGUUUCACUGACUGCAUACAGCCCAUACUGGGACAUUUUAUUAAUCUAUCUUCAUUAACCUCAUUCCAGCACAUAUUUAUGCAAUAUGAUGUGAAUAUAUUUUUCUUGUGAAAGUGUUUUUUGUUGCCGUCAGUGGUAUAAAAAGUGUGAUAAUGUUAAAAUUAGAGUCCAUGUUUGGAUGCUUCUGUUUAUUUUUAUUUUUUUGAUUUCCUGCCUGUAAGGUUACCUUCAGAUUUUCUUGACUUCACUCCUCCAGAUGCAAAUAUUUACAGUGUCAAACAAGCAGUUUCUGAAAUAGUCUGCACAGGAUCUCAGAGAUGAGAACAAGUACUGGUUCUGUUUGAGUCACUCCUAGACAAGAGGUCAAUCUACCUGGCUGUUUGUAAGAGCAUAUUUAACAGAGGGGGACAAAAUAGGGAUUUUUUUUAAAAGUCUUUUCUAGGAGUGCAUCAAACAUCUAUGCAACAGAUGUGUUAUUUAUUCCAAGGGAAAUUAAUUCACUUUUUGCUGAAUCUAUGCAGAAUACAACGUUCAUUUCAACAGACUUCAAUGUUAAGAGUUUCAGCUUCUCAGGCAAUUUAACUCAGUGAGCUGGGCCCAGAGCCUUGACAACACCCUGCUCCGUAAGAAUCAUUUAUAGAUUCAUCAUGUGACGGUUUGAAACAGUCGUGACUUUUCUAGAGACACUUGGUCUUCGGAGAUGUGUUUUCUUCUUACUAGUUCAGCACAUUAAAGCAACAGGGUCUCACUGCCAUCAGAUUCAUAACGAAGUGUAACAAGGGCAGAUCAGUGUUCUCAGCAAAGUCUUCAGGUGUAAUUUUUCCUCUUCUUCUUCUCAGACUAUGAAUACUGGGUAUUCUCACAGUUCGCUCUUUGAAAUUGCUGUGAUCCCCUUCGUCCGUCAGAGGAUGAGUGCAACAGAAAACAGUGACUUCUGCGGGCUGACAGACUAUGGCAAAAGAAGUUCUAUAAACUCUUAAGUGAUGUUGGUCUUUACAGCAGUAUCUUUGCUAUGGAUUAGGUAAGCACUGCAUGUGGUGAAACUGCACUUGUCCUAGAAUGGUUCAAUAUGAGCUUGUGUUCUUCUAUUAGUUUAUGCCUGCCUGUUUCUUACAGUUUAAUCAAAAGAAAAAAUGUGGAAAAUGUUGGCCUUUCUAUAGUAAUUCUACCAGGAUGUUCUCUUUAUGUCCAUGUUUACAAAACAAGACUCUCUGAUCAAGGCCAAAUGAAUGAGCUAAACCGCUAACGAGAACAUUUAGCUUGUUGCGAUAUCAAUGCACCCUUACCGGACAGCACUUUGGGGGAUGAUAUCCUCUGUUACUGGAUUAACAGAUGUACAGACCACGAUGAAACCUGGUAAAGAAUGUGGAAAUAAACAAUGAUUUUACAUAAA